Caenorhabditis elegans is the source of this 853-nucleotide messenger RNA. RefSeq names its product Sulfotransfer_1 domain-containing protein (gene Y17D7B.2). Lineage: Eukaryota; Metazoa; Nematoda; Chromadorea; Rhabditida; Rhabditidae. The transcript has 4 exons. The coding region runs from base 68 to 817 and encodes 249 amino acids. The record is from RefSeq and is marked reviewed.
UUUCUGAUAAGGAAAUGCCAAUUUUUCCAUAUAAAAACCCCGAAAAAUCAUCAUUUUCCACUAAAAAAUGCUCCAAAAAUUCGGUAAAAACCAGCUCGCCGAGCACACAAUGUCCCACCUGAAAACCUGGAAAAUUCUAGUUAAAAGCUUGCAUUUACCUGCUGAAAAUUCUGAAAAUUUGAAUUUUCCUGACCAAGAUUUUGAUAUUUUCCUGCCAUAUUCAUUGAAUAAGAAGCGACGUUGGGAGAUGGAUUUUAUGGCGGAAAUUCAAAAAAUUCAGUCAACUUCUUCAGAAAAUUUAACGGUCCUAUUUUUGGAACGGACAUGUACUGGGCCUUAUCAGUAUUUACGCUACCUAGAAACCACCCUCCUUGGACAAUUCAGAAUCCGUGCUGUGCAUUCAAUUUCUGAGGAUCAUUUUUAUAGAAAAACGGAGAUCAAUUCGAUUUUCGGGCAAGAUUUUCAGAAUUUCUCAGAGAAAAUGCAAGAAAUCUCUGAAAAUCUUGAAAAUUCUGGAAUUGUGGCCUACAAUUUCAUUGAGCCACCGGAAAAUUUUAUGAAAAUUUUUGCGAAAAAGUGCAUCAGCAAGAAGAAUAUGGAUUCACCCUACACAUCCGGAUGGAUUCGAAAACGGCGCCAAAAAGAGAUCAGAAAAUAUUUGAAAUUUUAUGAAGUUAUCGAUUUUUUGGAUGAAAAUUUCGAGGAGUUCGGACACGAAUUUUCAGAAAAUAAUGAAUUGUUCGCUGAAACUCCACGUCAAAAAUGGUACAAAUUGGAGGAUCAUCUUGUAGAAAAUCGGGUUAAAAAUCGAGCAUAAUUAAUUUAUUCUGAAAAUAAAAUAAUUUUAAAUUAA